AGAAAUUGGUUUAGAUACUUUUUUGAUUACCUACAAUGGAGCCUAUAUUGACCAUCCCUUAAAAAAACAUAGCCCUAUCAUGGCGAUUCUCCCUCUAGCUAACGAGACAGUUAAGAAAAUAUUAAAUGAAAAGAUUAUUAAAGAAAAUUUACUUAAUGUUUUAAUCGAUUCGGCUGACAAGGAAACCAUUUCAACAGGCGAGGAUAUUUACUACCACGAAAUUUUUUUUAACGGCAAUACUUAUCAUGCGACUAACGAUGCUUUACAACAUUUAGGAGACCGAGAUUGCUUACAGUUAGUCCUUGAAUUUAAAAAUGAUAAAGAGAAAAUUGACUCCAUUCGUUCGUUUUUGGGAGAAAAUUAUAAAGCCAGCGUGGACUAUUAUUCAGGAAAAAAAUUAAAAUCAGAAAAAGAAGGAGAUAAAAUUUUGGUGCCGGACCCCGAAAAAGUGAUUUUUAAAAUCCGCAGUUCAAAGGCUGAUAAAGCCGAGGCAGUAGCGAAAUUGGCUGCUUAUUAUAAUAUUGAUAAAUCACGGAUUAUUGCUUUUGGCAAUGAUGUUAAUGAUAUAAAAAUGAUUGAAAAUGUGGGGUGGGGUGUGGCUAUGUCAAAUGGAAAUGACGAUUUAAAGCCUUAUGCUCGCAGCAUUACUAAACUUGACAAUCACCACGGGGGAGUAGCCGAAUAUUUAGUAAGAUACUUUCAAAUGAAAGAAUAUACUAAUAACCACAGACCACAAAAAGCCAAUCAUUACCGAGUUAAUUACUUGGAUAAAUGGCAAAAAGAAAUAAUUAAGCCUAAUUUAGUAGAACUAAUAAUUAUUAAAACUAAUGAAAGCGAAAGAGUGCGAAAUUUACUAAAUAAGGAAAAAAUUAAUUAUCAAGUUUUUUAUGAAAAAGACCAAGAAUUUUCCCAAGAUGAUAAAUUACUCCAAGAAUACCAAGAAGCCUGA
Molecule: messenger RNA, 949 nt
Organism: Racocetra persica
Lineage: Eukaryota; Fungi; Glomeromycota; Glomeromycetes; Diversisporales; Gigasporaceae
Source: the annotation of a GenBank genome assembly